Messenger RNA from Aricia agestis (brown argus), 603 nucleotides. Its product is annotated as chorion class A proteins Ld24-like. Lineage: Eukaryota; Metazoa; Arthropoda; Insecta; Lepidoptera; Lycaenidae. Gene Ontology annotation, cellular component: egg chorion. The record is from RefSeq and is a predicted model, not a curated record. Bases 84 to 518 code for a protein of 144 amino acids. The transcript has 2 exons. Gene Ontology annotation, molecular function: structural constituent of egg chorion. Gene Ontology annotation, biological process: multicellular organism development; chorion-containing eggshell formation.
AUUCACCCCUAGACACAACACCAAUAUAAAUAUAGCUCCCCGAGACCCGUGAUCAUUGUGUACCGAACUCAGUCGAUACAAACAUGUCUCGCUUCGCCUUCGUCGUCCUCGCCUGCCUGCUCCAGAAUGUAUACAGCCAGUGCAUCGGCGCGGGCUGGCCGACCGCCAUCGGCGCGCCGUGCGGCUGCGGCGCCGAGCUGGUCGGCCCCCUCGGCCUGGGCAUCGCCGGCCCCGCCGGUCUCGGCCUCGCCGGUCCCCUCGGCCUCGGCAUCGCCGGCCCCGCUAGCCUGGGUCUGGCCGGCCCCCUCGGCCUGGGCGUCGCCGGUCCCGCAUACGGCGGCGUCGGCAUCGGCGAGGUGGCCGUGGCCGGCGAGCUGGGAGUGGCCGGUAACACCGCCGUGGCCGGCCAGGUGCCCAUCCUCGGCGCCGUGGAGUUCGGCGGCAUCGUGCCCGCCGGCGGCGCGGUCUCCAUCGGCGGCAGCUGCGCCUGCGGCUGCAACGGCCCCUACCUCUACUAAAUUCUUAACAGGAACUGAAAAUUCCUGUUAGGAAUUUAGUAAAACCACGAUGUUAUGCGAUGUAAAUUAUAUGAGCAUUUUAAAU